This is a messenger RNA of Lolium rigidum, 946 nucleotides long. RefSeq lists its product as uncharacterized. The record is from RefSeq and is a predicted model, not a curated record. Gene Ontology annotation, molecular function: zinc ion binding. The transcript has 5 exons. Lineage: Eukaryota; Viridiplantae; Streptophyta; Magnoliopsida; Poales; Poaceae. The coding region runs from base 53 to 946 and encodes 297 amino acids.
CCGAAGGAGAAAAGUUGCAAAGAAGUUAGAUGGUUUGAUUCUCCCCCACAUAAUGAAGAGGCUGAAUGUAAUGACUAGAGAAUUAAACUUGGAGGUUGUAGAAAGCUCAGAAGAAGUUGCUGAAGUUACAGCAUUAGGUGGUAGCGGAUUCAGGUUUGUUGUCAACUUGCAAGAGAGGACAUGUUCUUGUAGACAAUGGCAAGUUUCCGGCCUUCCUUGCAAACAUGCUCUUGCAUUCAUCACAUCACUUACCAAUGCACACAUACGACAAUAUGUGGACUUGUAUUACUCCCUUGAAAAAUUCAGAUCAGCUUAUGCCCAACUAAUCCCUGCUAUGCCUGACAAGAACCAAUGGCCUCAAUCUGACCAUGGCUUCUUCAUGCAUCCGCCACUAUUGAAGGCUACUGCUGGUAGGCCUAAAACUGAGAGGUACAAAGGUUACGGUGAGAAGAAAAGGAAAAAUGGCAAACACUUAUGCCCUAUUUGUAAGGAAUAUGGACAUCAUUGGCAUAAUUGUAAGAAAGGCAACCCCGAUGACAUUGCUGCGAUGAUGGCUGUGAGAGAACCACCAAAGAAGAGGGCAAAGACAUCCCAAACAGCCGAGUCAUCCAUUGUGCCUUAUGCGGAUGGAGAACCAACAAGAAUGUGUUUUCCCCCAAGCCAAAAUUUGGAAACUACAACUAAGAAGGAAAAGAAGGAAAAACAUGCUAACUCAAGUGCUGGAGCAUCAAAAAGUAGCAAAAGCUUGGAGAAUACAAGUAAAAAAAAGGGGAAAGGGAGCAACUCUAAAUCGGUUGGAUCCAAAAGAUCAGGAACCGGCUCAAACCAACCAGACCCAAUUUCCAUAGAGUUUCCUAUGCCCGGAGAUGAAAAAGAUGUUCCUGUGAAGGCGGGCGAGAGUAAAAAGAGAAAGUGCGCUGAAAAGAUUCCUAUGGUUCCAGGUUGA